Molecule: messenger RNA, 1324 nt
Organism: Capsicum annuum
Lineage: Eukaryota; Viridiplantae; Streptophyta; Magnoliopsida; Solanales; Solanaceae
Product: metallothionein-like protein type 2
Exons: 3
Coding region: 805-1038 (77 amino acids)
Molecular function (GO): metal ion binding
Source: RefSeq, a predicted model, not a curated record
AGUUCAAUGCCUUUUUUCUUUUCCAGGACUUACUCUUCUACAAAAAUCAGAAUUUUAAUUAUUAUUAGUGGACAAAAUAUAUAUUUUAUACAAAAAUCAGAAUCUUAAAUCAGAAUUUGUCCAUAUUUUAGUAUAUUUUAUAUAUCUUAAAUACUCCCUCCGUUUCAAAAUAAAUGAAUUGUUGGGGGUAUUUAUUGGUGUUUCAAAAUAAGUGAAUCAUUGAAUUUUUUUUUUUCAAAUUUACCAUUAUAAUUUAACAAUUAAUUAACUUUUGAAAAGAUAUUACAAGGUCAAUUUUUUCUUUUUUUGGGGUAAAAAUAAAAAGUUAUGUUAAAUUUAUGUCUUUAAUGUUUUUUUCUUAAUUUGUGUGUCAAAAUUUAAUAAUUCAUUUAUUAUAAAAUAGAGAGUAUAAAGUUGUGGAGACGGGAAUUAGAGCAGAAGAUUAGUUAAUAGAACAUUUGUCUCGCAUCUCUCUGCCUACUAAUAAAUAGUUGCUUAGUGUUGUAGUUUUAUGUACAUAUGUACAUAUUUAAUUGAAUUUCUCAUAUAGAAUGAUUAAACAAAUAAAGAUUGAUUGAGUGAAUAUUUUAUCAUGGAUAACUCAAUAAAUUAUAUUCUCUUCUAAAUUCAAACAACCCCAUUAUUUGUCCACGUGUCAGGUAUAUGAUCACACAAUCACACCAAUAAUUGUCCUCCCUUAAUGCUAUAAAAUCCCAGUCUCAGCAAUUCAUCAUUCAUCACAAUUAACAACUACACAAGAAAUUAGAUUUGUCUUAUAAUCUUUUUUUCCUAAGAAAAAAAAACAUGUCUUGCUGUGGAGGAAGCUGUGGCUGUGGAUCUGGCUGCCAGUGCGGCAGUGGCUGUGGAGGAUGUGGGAUGUACCCUGACAUGGAGAGCACCACUACCUUUACUAUCAUUGAGGGAGUUGCACCAAUGAAGAACUACGGUAAGGUUGAGGGAUCUGCAGAGAAAGCAACAGAAGGAGGAAAUGCAUGCAAGUGUGGACCAAACUGCAAAUGUGACCCUUGCAACUGUUGAGACAUCGCCAAAAUGUCUCUUGUUGUAUUAAUUAUUAAGUACUAUGUGUUUUAAAGCCUGUGUUAUUAAUAAGACUACAAAGCCAUUGAAUUGAAACAUCUUCAAAUCUUUUUGAUUAAGGUUUGUUUGAUGUUUUUAUUUCAUGGUUUUUACUUUUUAUGUUUGGUUUUCUAAUCUGCUUAUGUUUGUAUGAAGGAAGUUGAAUUGGGAUGUAACACUUUAAACUUUAUCAAUAUGCCAUAGAAGUUGUCUCCUUUUAUUAUGUAUGAAAUCUAUUUGUUUUUAA